Messenger RNA from Capsicum annuum, 1150 nucleotides. RefSeq lists its product as uncharacterized. The record is from RefSeq and is a predicted model, not a curated record. Gene Ontology annotation, cellular component: chloroplast. Lineage: Eukaryota; Viridiplantae; Streptophyta; Magnoliopsida; Solanales; Solanaceae. Bases 196 to 942 code for a protein of 248 amino acids. The transcript is spliced from 4 exons.
AAAAGAUAAAUGUCAUUGCUGAUCACUGAGGCAUGCCACAUCAGCAGCUUACAAUGAUCCCGAGAGAGAGACUUUUUUGACCAACCUAAGCAAAUCAAAACUAACAAAAGUGUACAUACUUAAACAUAAGGGACCAUUUUUGUCAUUUUCUCAAACUUCUUAAUAUAACUAGCAUUUUACAAUAUCAUCAAAUUUAUGGCGAGUAUGGCGAUAAGCCUACCAUGGCAACCCUUAAAACCCUAUAAUAAAACCCAAAAAUUCUUCCAUUUUUGCCCCUCACAAAGUCGUAAAAUUACUUACACACAAGCUUUCCGCCGUAGCGAUUUUGAUGUAUUCGCAAGGCGAGUUAAAUCUGGAGAAGUAUGGAAGGAUGCAUGGAAGAAUGCGAACGAUGGGUUCGAACAGUUUGUAUAUGAAGCGAGGAAGAGUGCGGAGCGAAUUGAUAGGAGAUAUGAGGUUAAAAGGAGAGUGAUUGAGGUUGUAGAGUCUGCUGGUGAUCGUAGUAGGGAAAUUGAUCGUGAAUUUGAGAUUACGAAGAAGUGGAGGAAUUUUGAACUCGAUUUCAGAUCCAAUUUACCUAGGUAUAGGAAGCAGUUGAAUGAUGUUAUGGAUACUCCGCUGGGAAGAAGUGCUGCUACGAUAUUCUUCCUGUGGUUUGCUCUUUCGGGGUGGCUGUUUCGAAUUCUGAUAAUUGCAACAUGGGUUCUACCAUUUGCGGGACCUCUUCUUAUUGGAGUUGUUGCCAACAAUCUAGUGAUCAAGGGUCAGUGUCCAGCGUGUAGGAGACAAUUCAUCGGAAACAAGAAUUCAACAGUUCGUUGUGCUAAUUGUGGAAAUAUUGUCUGGCAACCAAAAGACGACUUCUUUUCUAGAGGCAGUCGAGGUACCACUUCUUCAAAAUCCGAACCAGAUAUCAUCGAUGUUGAAUUUGAAGAAAAAUAGAGAUAUACGAAAGCGUAGAACUUUGUUUAAACUAAAACCUGAAGGCUGUUCUCAUCCGUAUCGCGGGAGAUGCUAACCAUAUAAGUCCUUUCUAUGAACUCAAAAAUAGUAGAUUGUUGUAUAAUGCUAUAAUUUUUGUUGUAUUGUUAUUCCUUUGCUCUUUAGUGAUUUACAAGUUUGCUGGUUAAUAUGAUGAAACUUAAUUUUA